AACAAUGCACCCUCCGUUGUUGGUGUACGUUUCGUGUAAAAAGCGUACGAAAAUCAGACUCCUUCUUCGCUGCGUGGUGUAGCAUGUUUCUAGCUUCUCUCUGCAAAAAGCCCAUCUGUUGGUGCUACUUUUUCCAAAGGGCCAAGCAUAAUUAUUUGAAGACAUUCGGGGGUGAUUUCGGGGAUCGUCUGAAAAUGUGCAUUUGCAGUGGCGUGUUAUGUGCAGCGGCCGUCUUUCCCUUUCUCAGCGGCCUUGUAGUAACCAAAGUGUUAGUCUACGACCUGGUUUCGCAAAGCAGCAGUGCUGCUACAUGUUCUGCACAUGCUGACCGCCCGACCCGAAUGCAGUUUUACUUUCUGUACUGCGAGCUGUGUGUUUUUUCAUUCGCCCGUGUAUGUGUGUGUGUGUGUGUGUGUGCAAGUGAAUUAUGUUGCAAGAAGUGCCCGAGGCGAGGUUGCAUUAGCCAGCCAGAUAAUUAUCUUUCUAUCCAGUGUAGUGUGCCUGCCUUGUGCCAGAAGCUGCCCAUGCGGAAUUUGCACCAGCCGUUCGGUGUUCGUGUUUAGAGACGCCUGUAGAGAAUGAGUAACCCAAGCAAAUAAUGCAUUGGGAACCAGACGAACCGUUCUCCCAAUCGUGUGGCAAAAUGGCUCGCGCUCUGUGCGAACCCGGGAAACGAAAUUUCACUGCCACCGACCAGAAGCAACGUGCCGGACUGUUCCCCCAAACCAAGAUCAACCAUGCAAGAUGGUCUCAUUUCCCGCACGGGAGCCACUAUCUACAACGAUCCCUAUUCCGGCAAAGGGCCUGCCAGCUACGACCGUACGAUGGACGGUACGGGGCAAUACUCUCCAUCGAAAUCCUGCGCCCAUCUUACCCGACAACCCGCAUCGCCACAGCACCCGGCACUCAACGGCGAUUUUAAACUGUGCGGGUACGAGGGUACGAUGAACUCGUGUGGUCCGCUAGGCGACGAAUGUGUACCGAAUUCCGCCGGCAGCGCGUUGGCAGGGGCAGCCAGCAAGGUGGACAUCUUCGGUGUGUUCGAGUUUUGGUUAAGACUGCGAUACGAUCUGACGACAGUACCGUGGGAACAAUUGAAGUCGGUCCAGUUGAAGAAUCCGCGAGCAGCGCCGGGCUGUGCGUACAUUCCGACAAAGGUGGAACAUAUCGCCAACAUAAUCACGCACGGUACCUGGGUCCUACCGUCGAUGUAUGCCGGUCUGCAGCUGUACGAUCGUAGCCAUACGCCGGCCCAAACGCUGGCAGCCGUUAUCUAUGGGGCCGCCCUGUCGAUGCUGUUUUUCGUGUCCACCUGCUUCCACUGUGUCUGCUACUGCAAUCACAAUCGUCCGCUGAAGGAUGCGCUGCAUCGGUGCGAUCGUGCCAUGAUCUACAUCUUCAUCGCCGGUUCGUAUUACCCGUGGCUUAGCCUGGGCCACACGACCCAUCCACAGAUUGUGUCCGUGGUCAAGUGGAGCGUUUGGGUGAUGGCAGUGCUGGGCAUUGUCUAUCAGCAGAUGUACCACGAACGAUACAAGUGCUUGGAAACGUUCUUUUACGUCGUGAUCGGACUCGGCCCGUCGGUGGUGAUCGUGCUCUGGGGUCACGAGUUUACCGGCAUGCCCGAGCUCAAGUUUGGCGGCAUACUGUACAUUAUCGGUAUCGUGUUCUUCAAGUCGGACGGGCUUUUCCCGUUCGCUCACGCCAUCUGGCACCUGUUUGUGGUGUUUGCUGCGUCUGUGCAUUACUUUGCCAUCAUGACACACCUGUUCCCGGACACGGCCGGGAUCGAUUCUUCGGUGGCUGGAGCGGUGACUGGAUAAGCGGGUGGAAGGUGAUAGAUACAUUUAUCUUCUUUUUUGGUUAUCAUUCAGUCUUGCGUGCAAAACGGGUAGACAAUUAGCUAAGUUUUUUUCUCUCUCCCUUUCGUCUAAUCCUGUGUUCAUUGAUGGUAAAUGGAGUUGGUUCGUGGUUUGUAUAGUGUAACGUAGUAAAGGCAAUGUGUUGAGGCGUGUAGGAAAAGUAUUCCUAUAAACGAAAGCAUGUAUACAAAGAAAGGGGGCGCGAUGGAAAGUUUCCUAGAAACGAAUAGUAUAUAUUUUUAACCAGUGGAAUGGAAUGGUAACAUGCGCCCCAACAAGUUUCAAGCGCCUGCUCAAUUUAGUUCGUUACCUUUGCCGAUGCCUAUCCUCCGUUCUAAAGGGUUACUCAAUACUCAACAAUGAUGCUAUGCGUUCGAAAAAUCCCUUUUCUCGAAACGUUUUUCUUAAGUUAACAGAUGCUCGAGACCGACAACGCGGACAGCCGUUUAGGGAAGAGGGGUAGCAUGAUUUUGGUCAUAUUGUGAUACGUAGCAUGUGUAAGGAAUGGUUAUGUUUAGUUCAUUUAAAUUUUAUUAUAGUUAGUUUCGCUUUUUUGCUUACACUUCCAUGGAUGAAAAUGUGUACGCGUGUAGAAACAAUCAUGGAAUUGAACAACUAGUAUGCAAAUACUUCAUCACCCAAGCAAAUGGUAGGGAAAAUGGUAAUUAAAGUACCGCAAGAGGCAGGCAAGCGGAUAGCGGUUAGUGAUACCACGAGCAAAACGGAGCUCUCUAUCAAGUGGAUAUUAUUGACUAGAGAACACAGGUCCUAUACCGGUUGUGGUUCUGGUAUCGGGUUAAAGUUAGAAGUCUGAAUAUCGUAAGUAAAACAGGUAAAGAAGGUAGGGAAAAACUAAAUCCACCAACAGAGGCAGAAAGCUCGUCGUAGCCAAAAGAACUCACCGUAGUAGCCGCUAAAGAUGCUCGACUUUAUCACAACCAAUCGAAUAAUGUCUCUCUUCAACUUUACUCACCCAAAAACCCCACGUUAAUACUCGAAAACCCACCUUUUUACAGUAGACUUUAAUAGCAUUGUUUGAACGAAUUGAACACUCAACACGGUCAACACCCAGUUUGGCUCACCUUUCCUUGCCCAAUAGUGGGCCCGGAAAUGCAACAGUAAAGUAUUUAAACGUUAACGAAUGUGACCAAAGUAUUCCAGGAGAAGAGAAGUAAUUGUACAAAAAUUUAAAACAAAGCUCCAUUUCGGAAUCACUUUCACCAUUUAACCGGAACCACCGGAAACAACGUUUGACAAAGACUAGAAUGAGAGGAAGGGAAUUUCCGCACAGAAAAAGCCAAAUAAUGCUCGAAACAGAUAGUUGUAAUAGUCUAAUUGUUUGCGGCACUUCUUCCCAAUAACCCCGUGUUACAAUACAAUAAACCAAUGCAAGUAGCUCAGUAGAA
Anopheles stephensi (Asian malaria mosquito) is the source of this 3268-nucleotide messenger RNA. RefSeq names its product monocyte to macrophage differentiation factor. Gene Ontology annotation, molecular function: pore-forming activity. The transcript has 4 exons. Gene Ontology annotation, cellular component: membrane. Lineage: Eukaryota; Metazoa; Arthropoda; Insecta; Diptera; Culicidae. The coding region runs from base 738 to 1823 and encodes 361 amino acids. The record is from RefSeq and is a predicted model, not a curated record.